AUGGUCGCAUGCGCUGUACGCUGGCUCUCGGCGGCUGCUGUGGCCUCGCUGGCCCUCCUCUGGCGCCGCAUUCGGCCGAUCGUACGCUUGAGCGUUCACGCUCUGCAGGAGCGAUCGCACGAGCUCUACGCGGCGAAGCGGUUUGAUGAGGCGCUGGAGGCUGCCGCUGCAGCGAGGGAUUUGGCACGCAAUGAGCUGGGUGAGGAGUCGAGCACGCACCAGCGGAUGAUCUUCCACCUGGCCGCAGUGCUUGCGGCGAUGCGACGCCACGAGGAGACGGGUGCAUUGCUCAGUGAGUGUGAGGUGCUCGCAUGCCGCAUGCAUGGUGACAGCAGCUUGGCGCUCGUGCCGAUCUGCCACGCCCGCGCGGAGCUGCACGAAGCCGCAGGAGACUACGCUCUGGCCAUCGCAGCACUUGAACGAGCGCGGGAUCUGCGGCACGACUCGCUCGGUUCUGCGCAUCCCGAUUAUGCUCGUUCUUGCUUCAACCUUGCCGGGCUGCUCUUGCGCCAUGCAAACGAGGUCCUCGUCAUGAGCGAUCGGCAGCGCGCCGUGCUCGCAGGGCGCGCCGUAGACAGCGGGCUAGAGGCGGCGGCCGUUUCCGCGGAUGCGGAGCAAGCAAAGGAGUUUGUGCAGGCAUUGCUCGAGCUCAUACUCUACGGUGGCUGGCCGAACCGUCUCAAAGAGCUUCCCGACUGCAAGGGCGCCAUCGGGCGGCUAGAGAGCUGGCUCGCCGAACGCAACUUUCCUCUUCCUUCGGACCCCGCGCUGUGCGAGAGCAGUGAUGACGGACUGGAGGUGUCUGACUCUGAGAGUGUGAGUGAAGCUGGCGGCGAGGCUGAGGGCGAGCGCCGAGCCUGA
This is a messenger RNA of Emiliania huxleyi CCMP1516, 861 nucleotides long. RefSeq lists its product as hypothetical. The coding region runs from base 1 to 861 and encodes 286 amino acids. The record is from RefSeq and is a predicted model, not a curated record. The transcript is spliced from 4 exons. Lineage: Eukaryota; Haptophyta; Isochrysidales; Noelaerhabdaceae. Gene Ontology annotation, molecular function: protein binding.